This is a messenger RNA of Macaca mulatta (Rhesus monkey), 699 nucleotides long. RefSeq names its product mitotic arrest deficient 2 like 1 (gene MAD2L1). Gene Ontology annotation, cellular component: cytoplasm; nucleoplasm; kinetochore. The record is from RefSeq and is marked validated. NCBI's taxonomy places the organism in Eukaryota, Metazoa, Chordata, Mammalia, Primates, Cercopithecidae. Gene Ontology annotation, biological process: mitotic spindle assembly checkpoint signaling.
GGGGAAGUGCUGUGGGAGCCGCUGUGGUUGCUGUCCGCCGAGUGCAAGUGCGUGCCUUUGUUUGUGUCCCUGGCCAUGGCGCUGCAGCUCUCCCGGGAGCAGGGAAUCACCCUGCGCGGGAGCGCUGAAAUCGUGGCCGAGUUCUUCUCAUUCGGCAUCAACAGCAUUUUAUAUCAGCGUGGCAUAUAUCCAUCUGAAACUUUUACUCGAGUGCAGAAAUACGGACUCACCUUGCUUGUAACUACUGAUCUUGAGCUCAUAAAAUACCUAAAUAAUGUGGUGGAACAACUAAAAGAUUGGUUAUACAAGUGUUCAGUUCAGAAACUGGUUGUAGUUAUCUCAAAUAUUGAAAGUGGUGAGGUCCUGGAAAGAUGGCAGUUUGAUAUUGAGUGUGACAAGACUGCAAAAGAUGACAGUGCACCCAGAGAAAAGUCUCAGAAAGCUAUCCAGGAUGAAAUCCGUUCAGUGAUCAGACAGAUAACAGCUACGGUGACAUUUCUGCCACUGUUGGAAGUUUCCUGUUCAUUUGAUCUGCUGAUUUAUACAGACAAAGAUUUGGUUGUACCUGAAAAAUGGGAAGAGUCGGGACCACAGUUUAUUACCAAUUCUGAGGAAGUCCGCCUUCGUUCAUUUACUACUACAAUCCACAAAGUAAAUAGCAUGGUGGCCUACAAAAUUCCUGUCAAUGACUGAGGAUGA